Messenger RNA from Eriocheir sinensis (Chinese mitten crab), 4195 nucleotides. RefSeq lists its product as uncharacterized. NCBI's taxonomy places the organism in Eukaryota, Metazoa, Arthropoda, Malacostraca, Decapoda, Varunidae. The transcript is spliced from 2 exons. The coding region runs from base 1142 to 3985 and encodes 947 amino acids. The record is from RefSeq and is a predicted model, not a curated record.
UCGGCAGCAGCAGCGGAGGGCCGGCGGCUGGCGCGCUGGUCUGCAUGACAGUCACGGCCAGCAAGCAACGACGGGCCACCCAGCGACGGGGCUUGACCUUACUUUCUGAGCCUGCAUAAAGAAAAGGUAAGUAUUUUUACCUCAUAUUGGAGCCACAUUAAGAACAUUUCGAGGGUUUGUAAGUAUACGAGCGAGAUCCAUGCGAGUAUGAGCGAGAUGGGAGAUACGUAGAUUUAUAUGGAAGUUUCUAGGCUAUGUCGAGAGAAUGGACUGGAGAGGAUGGAGAAGUGCUCUUAUUGUUAAUUGUGUUGUCGUAGCAAAUAAUAUGAAGCAGUUAGUUUGGACAUAUUUUAUCGUGAAACCACAUCUCGUACCGCAACAUAUGAUUAUUCACAAAAAUACUGAAAAUACAAAAAAAGGAUUAGGAAAUGUUCAACGGUGGUCUUGCACAACUACCAUAUUUUCAUUAUUAAACACAGACAGUUAAGAUUACGAAAAAAAAAUCCAUAUGUUCUUCAGGGACUAUAUAUUGCUCUAUCAAAACAUCAACUUAGUCUAUAUAUUUACUUACAUGCGACUGUAGACGAAAAUAAAGCUAUCAGUGAACAAAUACAAAGAGCUGACUGCACGGGGCGCCUUAAUACAGAAAAGAGAUACCGGAAUGUAGGACAGCAUACGGAGAUGGUUCUAGGGUUGAAGGAAAGAAAAGGAGAAUUUCUUGAAUUCGGACCGAGUAAAUGCACUGAACUUCCUCGUCAGAUAAAGGUCACUCACUGAUGAGCUACUGAGAUAACACAUAUAGGAAAACCGUAAAGUACUACGCGCAAUCUGGCGAAGAGAAGCAGCGAGACAAGACGUUCCUUGAGGCCCCAGAACCUGCAGUGUAAUGAAGGAAGGAAAUUUGUUUCUCUGGAUCAGACUUCCAUUACCGGGAAGGGUCUGACAGCAGGGUGUAUAGGAUACACACACACACACACACACACACACACACACACACACACACACACACACGGGAGAAAGAUUGAUGGAAAUCUUAUCUUGAAUUAUUUUUAUUAUUAUCUCCUCAGACUAUCUUCUGUCUUUCCAGAGUGAGACCACGGGCGGACGGGUGAGCAAGCAGCAUUACAUUACCAGCAGCGCAAUGGAGGCUGCAAACAGAAGGGGAAGGGAUCUGCAUCUCUUGAGAACGCGGACAUCCUCCACCAUCCAGCCUCCACCCUCCGCCAUCGCCCUCGCCUCCACCCACCAUGACCCAAGCACUUUGCACAAGUGUGUGAGGGUGGUCUGUCGGAGGGCCAUACGCGAGGUGGUGAGAGAACUUUACUCCGAUGAACGGAUGAACACUUCCUUUGGGACCAUGCCGGUGGCUGAGCGGUGUAAGCGAAAUGACUCCUUACCUAUCCUGAGCCCCGUGCACCGCCCCCUCUUGCACUGCAACAUUAUGGAAAACGACUUCGAUGUGUGCUUUGGAUACGAAGUGCUGACAAAAGUGUGCGUAGGAUUAUACUUGAGGCUGAGUGAGAAAUGUAGGGCAGGCAUUAGAAAACUGUGCGAGCUGGUGACGGAGGUGGUGCUGGGGCAUGCCGAGGGCUGGGUGGACGCCGCCCCUCUGCUUCGCUCGUUCCGCCUGGCUCUGGAGGCUGUGUACAAAGGGAUCAGUCAAGCUUUCCACGAGGAGUUUUAUGAUAGGCUGCAUGUGACAGAGCAUGAGAUAGACAACAUUCUGGCCAGCGAGGAGCACGUUAACGAGGAGUGUGUGCUGAGCGAGGAUGAUAUUGAAAAGUAUCGAACUCUGAGGAUGGCAGUGAAAGGCUAUCAAGAGUUAGAAGAACAGUACCAGGCCCUGUGGAACCUCAAUCCAUUUGCCUGGGAAGAGAGAGAAAGACACAAUGAGCUGAUAAAAUCUGAUCCCUCAUACUUCCAUCUGGCAAACAUUUUUACUGAACCAGACAUAAAGAUUGGCGAAGAAACGGUUCCUUUGAAAAACCUACUGUCCCGAGCAGAGGCGAAGCAGAAAGAACAGGGUGGUGCCCCUGCUGCGUUGCUUCUGCACGGCUUGGCUGGGUCCGGCAAGACGGCAGUGUGUCGGUAUCUCAUCUACCGGUGGCUGAAGGGCGGGACAGGAAUGGACUGCCUCGCAAGAACCGCUCUAGUGCUACUCAUAGAUGUUCGCCGCAUUCGGUCGAGUCGCCUGAAAGAGUUUCUGCUGGACCAGCUGCUGCCUCUAACGUGUGCAGGACUGGACGCAGACCACAUUAUCUCAACCUUGAAGGAGCUUAACGUCCUCUUCCUCAUUGAUGGCUACGACGAGACUAGCCGGGUUUCCUCUGAUCUUGUAGAGGAGAUUUUCGCCAAGUUCCCUGACAAACGAAUCCUCCUGACCACGCGGCCGGAGCUGUACAGGGACGUGGUGUGUCUCGCCCGGCGUCACAACAAAGAACUCGUCUCCCUCCAGAUCCGUGGCUUCGAUGAUCAGAAGCGAGAGGAGUUUUCGGGGAAGAUAUUUAGAUUUUUCAAUACAGAUGAGAUCACAUUCGACCAAGAGUGGAAAGAGUAUUUGAUGUACAGUCGUGGACAGAGUGAAAUCUUGCACCAGUACAUGAACAUGCCCCUCGCGUGUGCCCUGCUGGUGUUCCUGUGGACCCAUGGCUUGGAAACACUGACGGCAACGACGGGUCUCUAUCAGGAGAUAUAUUACAUGCUCCAGGUUAAAUUGGCAGAACGUUUAAGCAAAGAUUUCAUUGGUGUUAGUGACUUGCCGGUCAUUCUAGACAGACUUCUGAUCUGCCUUGGUGAGCAGGCGUGGGCCAUGCUCAGGCAGGGGAGUGCUGUGGCCUCAGAGGAGAUCUGUGAAAGGCUCGAGGCAGAGUGUAAAGGGAAAGGGAUAAAAGCUGUGGAGCUUCUUUCUGGUUUCCACUUGUGUCAUCUGGACGAAGACCUAGAGGUGUGGAAGCUGAAGGUGGCCUUUCAGCACCCGAUUCACGCGAGGUAUCUGGCCGCCACCUACCUUGCGGACUGCAUACAGAAAAACAGAAUGACCGUGGCGAGUAUUGGAGGCCAAGUGGACGAAUGUCCCAAGCUGGAGGAGCUCCUUACCUUCCUGACCGGCCGUCUGGCUGCCAUGAACAUCUUGACAGUGUCGGCGGUAAAUGAUAUAUUUAACAUUAUGAAGAAAGUGCGUGUCGAGCCGACGAAUUUCAACUUUUGGUGGAGUAUGUUUUCCGAAAGUCAAAAUCACCCACAAAUCGGUACAAUUAUUGGAGAGCAAAAACUGCCACACAAAGUCUGGCAGCUGAACCAAAAUAACGUCACAUCGGCGCUGCAGCUGCUGAGUCUGACGCCCGCCAGGAUCAGAGGCCUGACCAUUGAUAUAUCAAGCAUCAUGGAGCCACAUGAUAUUCCGGGCUUCCUCGAUUCUUUGGAAGGUGCCGGCCAGCACAUCAGGAAACGGCAAAGGAAACUCAUUAAGGUUGAACUUUACCUUUGGCGCCAUACAUCUUGCGGUCACGAUAAUACCUCUGGUGACUUUAUAAAGGCCUUGUACCACUGGGGCAACUUGACUAGCUUUGCAGGAGGCAUAGGGAAACAGGCUGAAGUGGAGGACCUAUUGACGGGCUUCACAAAUCUUAAAACGAUUCGAGUGAGAAUUUCAACCUCGGGAGCUUUGAGAGCACUCAGCAACAGCCUGAAGAAGAUCCACAGAAGCGUGAAAAGCCUGAUCGUGACGCUGACCUUGCCGCCUGACUGCCUGCCGGAGGAGCUGUCUGAGCUGAAGCACAACGGGACACUGGAGAUCCACCUCGUGGGCAUGACGGACGCGCGGCGGGAGUGGCUGGUCAACGUCGUAAGGACCGUGAGCGGCAGGUCUGGGUGCUGGAGGCUGCGGCUGGCGGAGUGCCGGAUGAACUACGACGCGCUGGAGUGGGUGGUGCGGGAGCUGCAGGGCCACGUGCGCCACAAGGUGGACAUUGAGUCUGUGACCUGAGCGGCGGCGCCCUGGCCAUGAAGAGGCCGCCGUGAGCUGGUGCCAGGGACACCGUGCGAGCCUUGAUGGCGCCACCUGACAUGAUUUGCUGGUGUCCCGGCUAGCAAAAAAGACUAUCCUGCAUUUGGUGAAACAGUGCACGAUGCUAAAUAAAUGGCAGCGUCUCAACAAACUUUGUAAUACUUUUUGAGAAUAAUGUUUAGAAAAAUC